This is a messenger RNA of Cynara cardunculus var. scolymus (artichoke), 1512 nucleotides long. RefSeq names its product cytochrome P450 94C1-like. The record is from RefSeq and is a predicted model, not a curated record. Gene Ontology annotation, molecular function: iron ion binding; monooxygenase activity; heme binding. Bases 1 to 1512 code for a protein of 503 amino acids. The transcript has a single exon. Lineage: Eukaryota; Viridiplantae; Streptophyta; Magnoliopsida; Asterales; Asteraceae.
AUGACGUCUAUAUGUACAAAGUUUCUACAAUCUGCUCAGAAAGCUUUAAUGGUGUCACUUCUGAUGACCUUCCUCACCCUCUCUUCCUUCACCAUCUUCAUACUGUUCUUUCUGAAACAUAAGCUUUACUGCACAUGUGAUGUCUGCCAUUCUUACCUCACUUCCAACUGGUCAACACAGUACAACAAUCUCUGCGAUUGGUACACUCAUCUUCUCCAAAACUCCCCAUCUCAAACCAUCCAUAUUCAUGUCCUAGCAAACACCAUCACUGCUAACCCUAAAAAUGUCGAACACAUCCUUAAAACCAACUUCCACAAUUACCCAAAAGGGAAACAGUUCUCCAUGAUUCUUGGAGAUCUUCUGGGCAACGGCAUAUUCAACGUCGACGGCGAUGCAUGGAUGUUUCAGAAAAAGAUGGCUAGUUUGGAGCUCGGAAGUGUGUCGAAUGCGUUCGAUAAUGUUAAGUUUCAUGUGGAAAGUCGACUGUUGCCACUUCUGUCUUCGGUUGCUAGAGGAAAAGAUGGGGGUUUAAUUGAUCUGCAAUGUGUUUUUAGACAGUUUUCGUUUGAAUACAUUUGUCGAUUUUCAUUCAGUUUGGAUCUUAAUUCCCUCGAAUUACCUUUUACUGUUUCUCAGUUAUCAGAUUCAUUUGAUCUAGCCACAACACUGUCAGCCAAGAGAGCAAUGUCGACGUCGCCGGUGGUAUGGAAGGCUUACCGGCGAUUGAAUUUGGGGUCGGAAAGAAAGCUCAAAGAAGCGAUUCAAAACGUUAACAUCCUUGUGGAAAAAGUCAUCGAGAACAAGAAGAAAUUAGGGUUUACAAAGAACCAAGAUCUUCUAUCAAGAUUCAUGGAGGUUUCCGACGACCGCUCGUUUCUACGAGAUGUGAUGGUCAACUUCAUUCUCGCCGGCCGAGACACGGUUGCUUCGGCCUUAACAAGUUUCUUUUGGCUGAUCAUGAAUCACCCAGAAGUCGAGUCCAGAAUACGAAUCGAAAUGGACCGAACGAAGAACCGAAAACAAGAUCAACUCGCAACAUUCGAAGAAAUGAAAGAACUCCAUUAUCUUCAAGCAGCGAUACACGAAAGCAUGAGACUCUACCCUCCGAUUCAAUUCGACUCGAAAUUUGCAGCAGAAAACGAUGCAUUACCCGACGGAACCCGGGUGAAAAAGGGAACGAAGGUUACAUUCCAUCCAUAUGCAAUGGGUCGGAUGGAGACGAUAUGGGGGAAAGACUGCAAGAAGUUUAAGCCAGAAAGGUGGUUGAAGAAUGGGGUUUUCAAGCAUGAAAACCCAUUUAAGUAUCCGGUUUUUCAAGCCGGGUUUAGGGUUUGUUUGGGGAAGGAAAUGGCGUUGAUGGAAAUGAAAAGCGUGGUACUGGGUAUUCUAACCCGGUUUAAGCUAAGGCUUGUAAAGCCGGAUGGUGAGCUCCGGUUUGAACCGGCGUUAACGGCAACCGUCAAGAAUGGGCUUCCGAUAAUUGUUGGAGAGAGAAGAGUUGCAAGUCAUUGA